Zeugodacus cucurbitae (melon fly) is the source of this 6124-nucleotide messenger RNA. RefSeq names its product ATP-binding cassette sub-family G member 1. The record is from RefSeq and is a predicted model, not a curated record. The transcript is spliced from 11 exons. The coding region runs from base 303 to 2219 and encodes 638 amino acids. Lineage: Eukaryota; Metazoa; Arthropoda; Insecta; Diptera; Tephritidae. Gene Ontology annotation, molecular function: ATP binding; ATP hydrolysis activity; ABC-type transporter activity. Gene Ontology annotation, cellular component: plasma membrane.
CAAAUGUUCACGAGUGUACGCGGAAACGGCAGGUCAAUAUGGGUUCAUAUUAGCUGAAUAAUGAAAUAAAGAAAUGUUUAUACUACAUAUAUUUAUAUUGUAAAAAACAAGAAAGCGCUUGUGUAAUAAAGUGGUCAAGUUCAUAAAUGGCAGCGUGGAAUGAAUAUUAAUUGAUUAAGUGUUUCAACGUUUGUUUUGAAUUUGCAAUAAACAUACAUACAGACGCGUACUACAUGAACCCGCAUGCAAAUUAAGUAACUGGAUUAUUCCAAUAAACCGUAUAGCGAAAGCGAUAACUAAACAUGCCUGAUAAGGAUAACUAUGACUCAAUGGAGAUUGAGACCAUUGAUAACAGCAGUUCGGCAAAUGGCAAUCUCUUGGGCCAAGAGAAAUUCAAAUUACACUUCAGCAAUGUUUUCUAUACAGCUAAACAAAACAAUAAACUGGUUACGAUACUUAAUGACAUAUGUGGAGAAUUCCAAUCAGGCCGCCUAACCGCAGUUCUGGGGCCUUCGGGUGCGGGGAAGACUUCGAUUCUCAAUGUGCUAUCAGGCUUCAAGGCGAGCGGUGUGUCUGGCAAAAUCACAUUUAAUGGAAAAGAGCGAAAUAGCUUGGCAUAUCGCAAAGUAUCUUGUUACAUUCCUCAAAAUUUCGCACUGCUCGAUUUGCUAACGGUACAGGAGACUAUGUGUGACUCGGUAGAUCUUAAAUUGUCGCCAAAAACCAGCUCUGAAGAAAAAGAAAAAAUUAUCGAUGAUAUUAUUCGGAUACUCAAUAUGGAGAAAUGCCGCAACAGAUUGGUGCGAAAUCUUUCUGGUGGGGAGCGAAAACGUCUAUCUAUAGCUAUAGAAUUGGUUACAAAUCCUCCGGUUAUGUUUUUUGAUGAGCCCACAAGUGGCUUGGAUAGUGUGUCUAGCUUGCAGAUAAUCAACUAUUUGAAACGAUUGGCGCUUGAUGGUCGGAUAAUUGUGUGUGUUAUUCAUCAACCAAGUUCGAAACUUAUGAAACUGUUCGAUGAUGUUAUAGUUAUGUCGCGAGGACAUGUUGUGUAUUCAGGACCAAAAGUGGAUAUGAUUCCGACUUUCGAGGAAGCGGGCUUUGCAUUUCCAGAAUAUUACAACCCAGCCGAUUUCGCUUUAGAAGUCAGCAGUGAAGAGCACAAUGAACAGUUAUUGAGUUUGAUACAGACAAAUAAGAACCGUUAUUGCGAACAAACCCCACCACCCAAUGAAAGCACGACUAAUGCAAUAAAUGAAAAUACCAAAAUUUUGAAUCACUCAAAUAAUCACACCACAAUUGAUGUGCAGCCAUCCAGUGGCACCAAAAGUAGACGAUCGACACAUGAACGUUGCAGAUUCGCAACCAUGCGUCCCAAAGCCAAAGUAGGGGUCUGCAGACAAAUGGUCAUACUCACACGGAGAUCUCUGCGCACAAUGUCAAGAAACUUGAUAGCAGUACAGUUACGUGUGAUAGUGCAUGUUAUAGUUGCAGUUCUUGUGGGGGCAGUAUUUUGGGAUAUCGGCAAUGACGGCGCCAGGACUUUAACAAAUAUCUCCUGUAUUUUUUUCAUCAUAAUGUUUAUUUUCUUUGGCAACGCAAUGCCAUCGAUAUUACUAUGUCCUCAGGACACACCAGUUUUUAUACGUGAGUACUUAAACGGUUGGUAUUCGCUUAGAGCGUACUAUGCUUCAAAACUCACCUCAGAUCUUCCGAUGCUCUUGAUUUGUCCAACUUUAUUCACGACGAUAAUUUACUUUAUGACUAGUCAGCCAGAUGAUAUUGUACGAUUCGCCAUGUGCUGGGUAAUUAGUAUAAUUUUGGCCAUUGUGGGUCACUUUAUGGGAUUAGCGUUUGGGUCGACAUUCGAAUUACAGAUGGCAAUCCUUUUAGUACCUGGAAUAUCGAUUCCUUUUAUGAUUUUUUCCGGUUUUUUUAUCCGUAUUAAUGAGGUGUCAUCUAUUUUCCGGCCAUUGUGUGAUAUAUCCUUCUACCGUUAUACCAUGGAAGCACUUAUUCAAGCAAUUUAUGGGUAUGGUCGUCCCGAUUUGCAGUGUCAUAGAGAAUUUUGUUACCUUAAAUCACCAACGAAACUGCUUAAGGAGUUAGAUAUGCAAGGCGACUUAUAUGGCCACGAUAUUUUCGUGCUUUCCAUUUGGAUUAUAUUCUUUAUGGUGUUAUUUUUUAUAAGCUUGGUUUUACGUGUUAAACGUGAGCAAUAAGUUUAUAGAAUUUUCGUUUAAUUAGCUAUUUUUAUAUUAACGCAAUAAAAGAAGUAGUAGAAAUAUGAGAAUAAGUACUAAGUAGGAGAAUGAACAAAUGUUUUAUGUAACAUUUUCAUAUAUAAACAAUGUAAUUGAUUUAACUUUUUAUGCAAAAUAAGGUUAAUGAUAUUUUUCAAACCUUCUCUAGAAGGACAUAUUUGGAUUAUUAAAAUAGUUCAAAACUAGUAAAAUUCAAAAAUGUACAAAUAUAUAUUUUAUCAAUUUUUGUUUUGUUUGAUUGAUUAUUUUCUACAACUAUUUUUUGAUAUUAAAUUUCCAUAAUGUAAUCACUUUAGAGUCUAUUAGAGGAUGGUGCUAAUGACAAAAUCAAUUGUGUUGAUUAAAUUUCAAUACCAAUAUUUAAUAAGUUUAUAGACUCAGGCGAUUUCUAUUGUAAUAUUAAAUAAAUGAUUGUUGUUUAGAAGCAAAUUUUUCAUAUAAGACAUACAUAAGUACAUCAUAGCAAUUAUAUUUAACAACUUAAGAGCUCAUGGAUAAUAUUUAAAAUAAUGCAGUAAUCUAAUUGUUCUUCAGUCACUGGCAUACUUUUAUAUAUAGAACGAUCAUAUUAUUAACUUUGUGGUAUAUCCUUACAAUAAUCCUCUAAACUAAUCCUUUAAUGCGAUUAUAUAAAACGUACUUUGCCUAGCAAAGAAUAUUGAGAGAAUGGACUCCAUCGUUCUAAUCUAUAGAGAUUGAUGAUAUUUCCAUGGAAUGUGGCUCGUCUUCGUUGCUCUCUGAAUCUCUUGGUUGUACCGAUUUUUCAUUUGAUUGCCCGAUCACACUCGCUGCCGCCGCGCUUGUACUUGGUCCAAUCUCAUUUGCACUGUUUGAAGCAGCCAACUCGCUUUCGUUUAAACUCAUAUCGGCUGUAGUUGAUGCCAAAUGUAAAUUUGUUAUACUUUCAGCAUCGGUUGUCGCGGAUUUUGUUGGCACUUUCAUAUCCGAUUGACAGGACAACACAUAGUCACUACAUAGGUAUUCACUUAAUUCCAUUUCAAUGUCAUCAUCUGAUGAGGUAUCCGCUGCUAUAACGUUUGCAUUCGCAGAAUUAUUCACUUCACUGUCGCUGUUUCCCGUUUUCCCACUACGUUUAUUUUCAAUGGUUUUCAGCAAUGCUUUUGCCUCAGAUUUCCGCUACAAAUUCACGGGUUUGUAAGCAGAAACAAAUGUAAAAUUCAAAAAUUAGUAUUAAAUUGUGGUAUAAAUACCUCAUCGGAUUCGAGACAUUUAUAAGCAUAAUGUGAUGCCUUGUCAAAUUGGCCUUUUCCUUCGUAAUAGUUCGCCAAUGUCAUGAAACCAUGGUAUAAACUUUGUUUGUCUGUUGCUGCUCUCUCGUCAUCGCAAUACAUUAUAUAACACUGAACAGCAUCUUCGAUCUCUCCCCUUUUUUCAUGUAGACCAGCUAAUUUGCACAUAGCAACUCCUUCUAUGUCGCCCACAUCGCAAGCUUUCCAAUAACACUUGAUAGCAUUUUCGAAUUUUUCUAGUUUUUCGUACGUUUCUCCUAAAGCCACAAGCAUUCUGCUAUCAUAUGGACGUAAUUGGUGUGCAAUUUUGAAAUAAUACAAACUGUAGUAAUGCAUUUUGAGGAUUUCAUAUGAUUGACCCAAGCCAUACCAGGCGCGGUAGUCUCGCUUAUUUACUUCUAAAUAAGGGGAUAUUAAUUAUUCAAAGAUUUUCAGAGAAAACAUUGUUAACUUACCCACCGCCUUACGAUAACUUUGUAUAGCGGCAUUUGUAUUUUUCAGUUCCAUAAACUCGUGACCCAUUAAUGUCCACGCUGACAAAUACUUCGGAUUUAAUUUAAGCGCGCGCUGAAAGUAGACAAUGGCCAUUUGAUGGUCUGAUCGAAUGCUAUAAUAGUUGCCUAAAAAUAUAAAAAUUAAAUAUUGUUAAGACUAUCAGUAUUGUUAAUUUACCAACAACGCAGCAGGUUUCUGGACAGUACUUAUUAAUACUAACUGCCUUAUGCGCUAGCUGUGCCAUUUCCGUCUUCAAUUCCUUUACAAAAAGCAAAUUCGAGUAUGUAUCCAUGUUUUCCAAGCGGUAUGGAUCGACUUCCUGUAGCGUUUGGAAAAUUUCAAUUGCUCUGUCCACAUCUUUUGAAUAAAAAGUAAGGUUAAUGGAAAGAAAUAUAAAUAUAUUAUAUUGAGAAUUUUAAUGUAAAAUCUGCAGUAUAAUCAAAUUUAUAUUACAGAAUAAAAAAAAAAGAUAUGAACCAACCUCUUUUGUUGUGAUAUGCCUGAGCCAUUUGGGAGGUAACAUAUACACUUUUACGAAAUCCUGCAUGUUGGAGAUCUUCGUAUGCUUUUAAACCUUCGUCAUUCAAGUACAUUUCAAUGUAGCUAUGUGCAACAAAAAAGUGACGCAUCCAAUGUCCUCCAAAAUUUAAAGACAGCAUCUUUUCUUUUUCCAGUAUGAGCGAUGCUAGCUCAACAUAAGCUGCCCAUAACAUUGGUGCUAGUCGGAUUGCAUGUACCAACAUUUGUAUUGCCACUUUAUUAAGAUUCAAUGAUUUUAAUACCACCCCAUAAAGAUAUAUUCCAUAACCAUCGAGGCGACCAUGCGAAUAUUCCGAACGAAGAACUGCCAACAGUUCUGUCAUAUCUCGUACGUGUCCUACAUCAUUCAAAUUCGAACGAUCUGUUGUAGAGUCCAAACGUUUUUUUUCUUUUGCCAAGAAGGUGGCAUAAAGAUGAAGGAAACGUGGAACAGACGAUUCACAAUUUCGCACAAAGUAUGCAGCUCGAUCAUACUCACGCACAUCAAAAUAACUCUUAGCGAGAAAAUAAUUAUCAUAUUCAGCUUGUGAUAUGCCCUCCAGAAAUUGACAACCUUCCUCAUUAUCAGACGGUAUGUUUUGUUUGCAACGAUUUGGAACAUCUCCAUCACAUUCGACAUCACUAAGGCCAUGGCUCAUUUCAGCGAGCCACUUAGCGCUUUGAAUUAGCCCCCGUUUUUGACAUUCGACAAUACCUCGACGAAGUUCUCGCUUUACGUCGGGCAAUGGGAUGUUAAAUAAAUCCUCCUCCAUGUUAAUCACAGCUUACAAUAAAUUUACUAUAUUAUUAAUACUUUUGCGAAUUCUCGUUUGACUUCGAAAUUGCCGCUCUUUCUUAAAAUGUUAGAAAUGCCAAAUUCAUAAAUCAAUGCUCUUCAAAAGAGAACCAUACAAUUUGACUGUCAACAGAGUUGCCAUUUCUUGAUUUUAGAUAGUUAUUUGUGGUGCCAAUACAGUUCUAUUUAAUAUUACAAAUAGGUGUAAUUAAUUGUAAUUAAAACAAAAUUAUUUAUACACAAAUUGUAAUAAGAAAGUAUUCAAUAAGCGUCGAAUCUUGCUGCCAUCAGAGUUAAUUAUCACUGGUUGAUACCUUGCAGAGAAUGUAGAAUUCUGCAUAAAAACUAUUUGGGUAGUUCUGAAAAGUGCUCCCAAGUUUCUAAUAUUUUAGUAGUCGUUUUGCAGAGAAUGUAAAAUAUAUGUAAUGUAUAUAAAUUGUAACAUAGGAGUAAUUACUAGUAUUUGCACGAAAAACUGGAAUUCUUAAAAAUUUGUUUUUUAAAGAAGUGAAAAUAUUCUCUAAAUAUGCGCAAAUAAAACGGCGUCAUGUUUCAAUGUCGAGUGCAUCAUUAUACCUGAACAAUGAUUUCUGAGCUGAUAAGAAAACAAAGCAACUGAAUACAUUUUGCUAUUUUGUACUUCGGCACUGAAAUUUAUAACUUCGCAAGUGUAACUUGAAACCAUAAAGCAGAAAAUUGCGUGUAUUCAGUCUUAAUUCCUGGGCAGAUUUACAAAUUUAUAAAACGAUGAAGGUAUCCUCAUUUUGGAUCUAUGUGCUUCUAAUCUCUAUAAAGGAAGUCGU